Cyprinodon tularosa is the source of this 355-nucleotide messenger RNA. Its product is annotated as doublesex- and mab-3-related transcription factor 1-like. Gene Ontology annotation, molecular function: RNA polymerase II cis-regulatory region sequence-specific DNA binding; DNA-binding transcription factor activity, RNA polymerase II-specific. Gene Ontology annotation, biological process: regulation of transcription by RNA polymerase II; sex differentiation. Gene Ontology annotation, cellular component: nucleus. The annotation marks the transcript as partial. The transcript is spliced from 2 exons. NCBI's taxonomy places the organism in Eukaryota, Metazoa, Chordata, Actinopteri, Cyprinodontiformes, Cyprinodontidae. The record is from RefSeq and is a predicted model, not a curated record.
AUGGGGAAGACCAAGGAGGGAUCAAACCCCACAUCUCCGCCUAGAGGCCAAUCUCCCAGGAAGCCGAAAUGUUCUCGCUGCAGAAAUCACGGUUUGUUCAAGGCUUUAAAAGGACACAAACACUUCUGCGACUGGAAGGACUGCCAGUGUCCUAAAUGCAAACUGAUUGCCGAGAGGCAGCGUGUCAUGGCGGCACAGGUCGCACUAAGGAGACAACAGGCUCAAGAAGAGGAAAUGGGAAUACGCAGUCCUCCUAUGAUGAAAAACGAACCGCUUGCCGAAUGUUUGUUCUCUCUGGAAGGCCGAUCCUCCAGCUCGCCCUUCAACAUCGGCCCCUCCUCUCUGGCUGUGUCAG